AUGACAUCCCGUCUCGUCCUGGUCAUCGCUGACCUCUACAUCCCGGAUCGAGCUAUUGAUAUUCCCGCAAAGCAGUUCAAGAAGCUACUGACGCCCGGCAAAAUUGGACAGACACUCUGUCUAGGCAAUCUCACCGACAAAGCGACUUUCGAAUAUCUUCGCUCUAUCGCACCCGACCUCAAAAUCGUCAAGGGACGCUUCGAUGUCGAUGCUACGACGCUGCCUCUCUCGCAAGUUGUCACGCAUGGAUCCCUCCGUAUCGGCUUUCUCGAAGGCUUCACCACCGUUGCACCCGCCGAGACUGAUCUACUCCUCGCCGAGGCUAAUAAGCUCGAUGUAGACGUCCUCUGCUGGGCUGGCACUCAUCGUUUUGACGCCUACGAACUCGAAAAUAAAUUCUUCAUCAACCCUGGCAGCGUCACCGGCGCUUUCGCCACCUCCUGGGCUACCGAAGGCGAUGAGGAGCCUGUGCCGAGCUUCUGCCUGAUGGACGUUCAGGGUAUCGGCUUAACUCUCUACGUCUACCAGCUACGCAAAGAUGCGAUGGGCGUCGAAAGUGUCACUGUCGAAAAAGUCACCUAUACCAAGGCCGUCAACACUUGA
Messenger RNA from Blumeria graminis f. sp. triticale, 603 nucleotides. Lineage: Eukaryota; Fungi; Ascomycota; Leotiomycetes; Helotiales; Erysiphaceae. The record is from the annotation of a GenBank genome assembly.